Suncus etruscus (white-toothed pygmy shrew) is the source of this 579-nucleotide messenger RNA. It is a transcript of the gene RPL36, whose product is annotated as ribosomal protein L36. Gene Ontology annotation, biological process: cytoplasmic translation. Gene Ontology annotation, molecular function: structural constituent of ribosome. Lineage: Eukaryota; Metazoa; Chordata; Mammalia; Eulipotyphla; Soricidae. The transcript is spliced from 3 exons. Gene Ontology annotation, cellular component: ribosome; cytosolic large ribosomal subunit. Bases 164 to 481 code for a protein of 105 amino acids. The record is from RefSeq and is a predicted model, not a curated record.
UCCUCGCUUAGGAUCCGUCUCCAUCCGUAUCUCGGGAACCCGUCGCGGCCUUGUCGGGGGUUGCCGGGUGCGGCGAAGGGUCCCGGGGAAGCCGGGGCGAGGCGGAUCGACCCGGAGCUCACUUCCACCCCUUUCUCUCCUCUCCAUCCUUGCCCGUCCAGCCAUGGCUCUGCGCUACCCCAUGGCCGUGGGCCUCAACAAGGGCCACAAAGUGACCAAGAACGUGAGCAAGCCGAGGCACAGCCGCCGGCGCGGGCGUCUCACCAAGCACACCAAGUUCGUGCGGGACAUGAUCCGAGAGGUCUGCGGGUUUGCCCCCUACGAGCGGCGCGCCAUGGAGCUGCUCAAAGUCUCCAAGGACAAGCGCGCCCUCAAGUUCAUCAAGAAGCGGGUGGGGACACACAUCCGGGCCAAGAGGAAGCGAGAGGAGCUGAGCAACGUGCUGGCGGCCAUGCGGAAGGCAGCAGCCAAGAAGGACUGAGAUCCCGACGGGCUGGGGCUACGCGGUCAUGUUGACAAGCAGGCUGCCAUGUUCUGGAAACACAUUUUUUAAUCAUAAUUAAAUUACUUCUAUGUGCA